Molecule: messenger RNA, 1162 nt
Organism: Gavialis gangeticus (Gharial)
Lineage: Eukaryota; Metazoa; Chordata; Crocodylia; Gavialidae
Gene: TESC
Product: tescalcin
Exons: 8
Coding region: 233-877 (214 amino acids)
Molecular function (GO): calcium ion binding
Source: RefSeq, a predicted model, not a curated record
CAAGAUUUAAACCGAUGAACUGUACGGCAUUCCCCUGGCACUGCUGAGUCGGCUUCUUAAAACACUCCCUUAGCAGGUCUGCUUCCUCCCUCUCUGUUUUAGUAUUGGUCUUGGUAAAACAACUUUCCCUCUGACAGUCGCUACCUGCAGCAUCGUCACAACCCUGGCCCCUAGUUUGGGCUUAAGGGAAUUUUGCCCAAGCCGUUUCAGUUCAGUGCUUUAUACUAAGGGGAUGGGUUCCUCUCACUCCAUGUCAGAGGAGAUUCAAGAACUUGCUGAGAAGACUGGCUUCACUUCAGAACAAAUUGAACAUCUUCAUCGAAGAUUCAAGCAGUUAAGUGGAGACCAGCCAACUAUCCGCAAGGAGCAUUUUGACAACAUCCCUGACCUAGAGUUCAACCCAAUUAGAUCAAAAAUUGUCCAUGCCUUUUUUGACAAGAGGAAUCUUCGACAGGAGUCGGAUGGAUUAGCUGAUGAGAUCAACUUUGAGGACUUCCUGACCAUCAUGUCCUAUUUCAGGCCUAUUGAGAUGAACAUGGAUGAAGAACAGCUAGAUCGCUUCCGGAAAGAGAAGCUAAAAUUUCUCUUUCAUAUGUACGAUUCAGACCACGAUGGGAAGAUCACACUGCAGGAGUACCGAAAUGUGGUGGAAGAGCUGCUGUCUGGAAACCCCCACCUGGAGAAGGAGUCAGCAAGGUCUAUUGCAGAUGGUGCCAUGAUGGAGGCUGCCAGCAUCUGUGUUGGACAAAUGGAGCCAGACCAGGUAUAUGAGGGAAUCACUUUUGAAGAUUUUCUUAAGAUGUGGCAGGGGAUUGACAUAGAGACCAAGAUGCACGUCCGCUUCCUAAACAUGGAGACUAUUUCACAGUGCCAUUGACUGCGACUGGCUCCACAGAGCUGUUGGACCAUGGGCACUGACUAUGGGGGAUGGAGCACAGGAAGAGGGAACUGGGCCAUGAGCAGAGGAGGGAGGAAAACAGCCUCUGAGAGCAGGUUCUUUGAUACCAGAUAUCUGUCAUUUGCUCCCAGUGUGUGUGACUAAGUCCUAUGAUGUCCUCUAGUCCCUGUGUUCCCACAGGGGCUUCUUUGUGCUGUGUAGAAAUGCAUAGGGCUUAAGUGCCAACUUUUAUCGAUAAUAAAAUAUUAUUCUCUCUUUUUUUUU